Eremomyces bilateralis CBS 781.70 is the source of this 2625-nucleotide messenger RNA. RefSeq names its product DEAD-domain-containing protein. The transcript has a single exon. The record is from RefSeq and is a predicted model, not a curated record. Gene Ontology annotation, biological process: ribosome biogenesis. Gene Ontology annotation, cellular component: nucleus. Lineage: Eukaryota; Fungi; Ascomycota; Dothideomycetes; Eremomycetales; Eremomycetaceae. Gene Ontology annotation, molecular function: nucleic acid binding; ATP binding. The coding region runs from base 67 to 2505 and encodes 812 amino acids.
CACGAUUUGAUAUUGCAGCACCAUAACUGCAGGAAAUGUCAUAGAUCUCCGAUAAUCUACACAGCCAUGGCCGACGAUGGCAUGCUCCUUAAUUUCGAGGUGGGCGAUGGCCCUCUUGCGCCGGAAGCCAAGCUGAAAGGCGGAAACUGGAAAGCCCGCAUGCAGGCGAGGAACGCGGAGAAGAGACGGACGUUUAAUCGCUUCACGAGAGCAUAUGGAGGUGACGAAUCGGCAGAAGGAGGUCUGGAGAAAAAUGGUCCUGCCGAUGCCUCCCAGAGGCCUGUUAAGCGGCAGAGAGUGGAGGAGCAGGGUUAUGGUGAACCGCGAUAUACGAAGCCCUCUGGGGGAACCGGACCUCACUUCCAAAGACCCGAGAAGGGCGCCCAAGGUUCGAAGCCAUUUGUGGCGUCUCUAUUUUCGUACAACCCUGCGAACGCGCCGCCCGUCCCAGCGGACAACACUUGCGAUAUUGCUCCCUCGAACGUCGAGGCAUCGAAUGCACCCCUCGAUCCUGAGGCGUAUAACUUCAUAAACCUUGGUGUCAGCCCGACCAUUGCCGGACAUCUGACAAAGAAGAUGGAAUUUAAAGCUCCGACGGCGGUGCAGAAGUCGGCAAUCCCGAAGCUGCUGGAAGGUGAUGCAGAUGCUUUCAUCCAAGCCGAGACGGGUUCGGGGAAGACUUUGGCAUAUCUGUUGCCUCUCGUCCAGAAGAUCAUGGAUCUGCAGGAGACACGCGGAACCGGCAAUCUUUCACCUACAAAAGUCUCUCGCGAUUCGGGACUCUUUGGUAUCAUCCUCGCACCCACUCGGGAGCUUUGUAAGCAGAUCGCAACAGUUCUUGAAACACUCCUACGAUGUGUCAUAUACAUCGUUCCCGGGACAGUCUUCGGUGGAGAGAACAAGCAAAAGGAAAAAUCCAGGCUUCGGAAAGGUCUGAACAUCCUCGUAGCGACGCCGGGACGACUUAUCGACCACUUGCAAAAUACGAAGAGCUUGGAUUUGAGCCUCGUCAGGUGGCUGGUGUUGGACGAAGGCGAUCGAUUGAUGGAACUCGGGUUCGAAGAUGAUAUCAAGCAGCUGUUGGGUCGCUUGGAUGAGAACAUGAGUGCCGGACAGUUUAAGGCCUCUCGAUUUCAAAACCUGCCGCAGAAACGGACGACGAUCCUCUGUUCUGCGACCAUGAGGAUGGAUGUACAGCGAUUGGGCGACAUGAGUCUACGAGACGCGAUCCAUGUUCAAGCAGACAAUUCGCAACCGCAAAUUGAUGGCGAGAACUCUGGAUCCGACGGUGACAAGAAGGCUGUGGAAACCCAGUUCCUCGCGAAUCGCCAGCUCAAUCAGUCUUACCUUGUCACGCCUCCGAAGCUUCGGCUCGUAUCGCUGGUAGCGCUGAUCCGACGGGCACUCACACAGCGACCUCCGGCGAAGAAGAUUAUCGUCUUUAUCUCCUGCGCAGACUCUGUCGAUUUCCACUUCACCACCCUGACCAUGCCUUCACUAGUCGGGAUACCUCAAACUCAACCCCCUUCUCAUUCUCUUCCCGGCUCUGACACCACCUCCCUCCCUGCUGCUCUUCUCGCUCCUUCAUCCACGGGUUCCUCGACCCCAGAAACACCCAUUGUAUUCCGAUUGCACUCCUCCCUCCCACAAUCCCUCCGUCAGAGCACCCUUACCGCAUUCACCCGCACCACCACCCCCGCUAUCCUCCUCACCACCGAUCUCUCCUCCCGCGGCCUGGACCUCCCCAUCGAUCUCGUCGUCGAACUCGAUGCCGCCGCCUCCCUCUCCGAGCACCUCCACCGUGUCGGCCGAACAGCUCGCGCCGGGCGCGAAGGCAAAGCUACCGUACUUCUCUCCCCCGGUCUCGAAGAAGGCUACGCUGAAGCGCUAAAAGGGUGCGUGCACAAAGACCUCGAUACCGGCGUCGGCGUGCCGGUCCGGCGCGAGGAAGCAGAGGGGAUCCUUUCAAGAGUGUUCUCCGUCCCGGACGCGAGCGGCGCGGGAGACAACGGGCCGAAGAAAACAAAAGCAAGCAAAGACGACUGGCGCACCCGCGCGACGGACCUGCAGAUGUACAUCGAGCGAUGGAUUGCGGCGGACACCAAGGCACACGAGCUGGCCAUCCGCGCGUUCCAGAGCCACGUGCGCGCGUACUCGACGCACGUGGCGAGCGAGCGGAAGUGGUUCGAUGUGAAGGAUCUGCAUUUGGGCCAUGCGGCGAAGGCAUUUGGAGUGCGGGAGGCGCCAGGGAAUAUGAAUAUGAAGGGGAUGAGAGGGAAGAAGAAUGGGAAGGGUGCUCCACCGAGGACUUUUGACAAAGAUGGAGGGAAGGCGAGGGGGAAGGAUGUGGAUAGGGAAGCGUCUGAGGUGGAUAGCGGGAAAAGGCAGAGAGAUGAUGGGGGUGGCGAUGGGAUGGGCCAGGCGGAUGUGGGUGAGGCGAAGAGGAAGAUGAGGAAGACAAUGAAUGCCAUGAUGGCUGGGGCUUCCGAGUUCAAUUUAGGAUAGAGGGGGAAAGUGCGACGAAGGUCGUGAGCCGCAACCCCAACAAUGCGUAAUCUAUUCAUUGAUAUCAUUCCACACUAAGUCCCAUCUAUUAUCUAGUACGUUUGUGCUAGUAUAUCUCCC